AUGUUCUAUCGGCUCAACCGUGCCAAAGACUUUUUCAUCGUCUUCGAUCCAGCAAGCAGCUCACAACGCUCCAGGGCAGUAAGCGUCUCAGUCAUGGUGCUGGAGGACGUCGACCUCAACGACUUUGAGCUCUUCCGUGCGUGUGGCCCGCUCUAUCCAGCCUUUGCGAUCGAGAGCCUCACCAGCAUCAUUCUCGGGCUGUUCUUCACCUACCUCGCCCUCCGCAUUGUCGUGAGGACCGAUGUCAAGCAGCCGAUAAAUGCAGUGUGGCUUAUGUUCCGUGAUUACGUCUCUCCAGCGGCGGACCAGUGGUGGACUUUGAUGAAGACGUGGCCAGACAUGCCGAGCAAGCCCUGUUCGGACAGGAUCGCAUACUGCCGAAACCUGAACAUCGCCAUGUGCAUUGCGCAGGCACUCGCCGCAUUCUUCUCCGUGUUCCGCUGGCUGCACAUUGGCAAUGUGAACGGUCUCCGAUACCUCGGCUAUGCCUUCACCUGCUCGCUGAUGCAGGCUGAGUUGGCGGAGUUGGUGGUUCUCAUCGCACCUUAUGUCCCUUGCUACAAGUUCAACGUCGUCACUCUGGACUGGAUCGAGGUGCUGCGCACAUGGCACUUUCAGAAAGUCAUCUUCACACACGCAUUCCUCAUCUGCGGCUGGAUCGGCUCCUUGCACGAUGGCUUCUUGUUUGAAGACGCCUCGUGGGAGCUCUUCAAGUCGUCCUGGGAGGUUGCAGACUUGGUGAUCACGAACAAGGGCAUCACUAUUGGCAUCACGGCGUCUUGCCUCUGCUUCCUGUGCUUCGUGCAGAUGCCCUUCCUGGCCUUGUGCUACUUCUGCGCAGGAGGGUGCCGUGCAAAUCGCGACCUCCCAUACCACUACCUUCGCUUGAUGUGCAGCGUCUGGUUCACUUGGCCGGCAUUCCCAUGCUGGUGGAUGGUGUCUGCUGAAGGUCUUGGUCUCUUCGGCGAUGCGAAGAGCAACGCCGUGGGCUUCGCCGUCUUAAACAUGAUCUCCAAGGGCAGCUUCACGUUGUCCAUGCUCAAGAUCGGUGCCGACCACCGUCGCAGGUGGCCAGACAUCGUGCCGGCGACGAAGAGAAGCCAGAGCUGGUUGGUUGAGAAGCUCCAGGUCUACGAAUCGGAAAAACCCAAUGGAAAGGAGCAGAAGCUCUCAUUGCAAGAGAACAAGGCGACCGAGGAGGAUGACGCGAAGGUGCAACGGCCUGCAGCGGGAGCAGAGACGCUCUGGGUGUGA
Symbiodinium sp. CCMP2592 is the source of this 1254-nucleotide messenger RNA. The record is from the annotation of a GenBank genome assembly. Lineage: Eukaryota; Dinophyceae; Suessiales; Symbiodiniaceae.